Molecule: messenger RNA, 1263 nt
Organism: Prosopis cineraria
Lineage: Eukaryota; Viridiplantae; Streptophyta; Magnoliopsida; Fabales; Fabaceae
Product: protein STRICTOSIDINE SYNTHASE-LIKE 4-like
Exons: 5
Coding region: 95-1177 (360 amino acids)
Biological process (GO): biosynthetic process
Molecular function (GO): strictosidine synthase activity
Source: RefSeq, a predicted model, not a curated record
GUAGUCAAUAGUUUGACAGAGUACUGAAGAUGGAGCUGUACAGAUCUCAAUACUCAUCAUUCUUUAUCAUCGCAAACUCCAAAAGUAAUUAACGAUGGGGUGGUUGACAGCUUGCACAAGCCUGGUUCUAGUGGGUUUGCUUGCUCUUGCAGUUCAAGUGCUGUACUUCUCACCCAUAGACCCGAUCAUAGUUGAAAGGCCUCCAUCAGCUUCUCCUUUCCCCGUUAAUAACCAUUUACAGAAAGUCAUCAAGCUUGGAGAAGGAAUUCUGAAGGAUCCGGAAGAUGUUUGUGUAGAUAAACAUGGAACUCUUUAUACGGCAAGCAGAGAUGGUUGGAUCUCGCGAUUGUACCGAAAUGGUUCCUGGGAGCACUGGAAGAACAUUCAAAGCCAUACCAUGCUUGGAAUUAUUGUCACAAGACGGUCUGAUGUCCUUGUUUGUGAUUCUGACAAGGGGUUGCUCAAAGUGACAGACGAUGGCGUCACAGUUCUAGUUUCUGAGGUGAACGGUUCUAAAUUAAGGCUUGCAGAUGAAGUGGUGGAAGCUUCAGAUGGAAACUUAUAUUUCAGCGAAGCUAGCACCAAAUAUGAUCCGCACAACUCGUUUCUAGAUCUGCUCGAAGGAAGACCCAAUGGCCGAUUGCUCAAGUACAAUCCAUCCUUAAAUGAGACUUCUGUGUUCUUGGAUAAUCUGACCUUUGCCAAUGGCGUUGCUCUCUCCAGGGACGAAGACUAUCUUGUGGUCUGUGAAACUUGGAAACAUAGUUGUCUAAGGCACUGGCUAAAAGGAGAGAAGAAAGGCAAGACAGAGACUUUCAUUGAGAACCUUCCAGCCGGACCUGAUAACAUUCAUCUUGCUCCUGAUGGCUCUUUCUGGGUAGCUUUGGUUCAGUCUAUAUCUGAAAAAAUGAGGUUCGUGCACGCUUCAAAGGUAUUGAAGCACCUGCUGGCUUCAUUUCCAAAACUAGGUAAUUUGGUAAGGGGAGCACAUGAGAAGGCAAUGGUGGCGAACGUGGGGAGCGAUGGGAAGAUAAUCAGAAUAUUUGACGAUGAUGAAGGGAAGGUGAUGACUUUUGUGACUUCGGCGUUGGAGUUUGAGGACCAUCUUUACCUGGGAAGUCUCAAUUCCAACUUUAUUGGAAAAUUGCAAUUGCGUAGUGAAACCAAAACUGGCUAGUUACUGAACAAUAUAAGUUUAGCUUUCAUUUCAAGUGAUGUGGUUUUGUAUUUCUGUAUUGUUCAAUUCAAUAUCAUGUUGUGUAA